Symbiodinium natans is the source of this 1434-nucleotide messenger RNA. The record is from the annotation of a GenBank genome assembly. NCBI's taxonomy places the organism in Eukaryota, Dinophyceae, Suessiales, Symbiodiniaceae.
AUGCUGGUGGAGUCUCGGGCGCGUGAGACUCAGCAGAAGGAUUCCCGGGAGCAGGCGCUGAAGAAGGAUGCGGAGAAGCUGCGAGCUGCGGAAAGGGACCUGGAGGCCAAAAAAGCGGAGCUGCAGCAGCGCGAGACGGACUUCGAGCUCGCCACCCAGGCCAGAAAGGCAGAGCUGCAGAAGCGAGAGACGGAGUUGGAGCGCAGAGUGCAGGACAAGGAGCAGGAGUUGCAGAAGAGAGCCCUGCAGCAGCGUGCACACGAGCAGGAGCUGCAAAAGAGGGAGCGGGCUGUGGCAGAGCAAGAGAGGGACCUGGAGAGCCGGAGACAUCCGGCACCGGCAGCCGGAACCCCCGGAACCCAAAAGCGCACCCAGGAAGCAAAGCCAGGGAGGGAGAUGCAGGCUGUUUCUUCGCAACCGGCGACUCCAGAAGUCCCUCCAGCUCAGGUGAAGCGGAGGAAGCGUGCACCGUCCGGCUUCAAGAGCCAGGAUGAGGCGAGGUGGACCUGGUAUCAGCAUUCCAAAGACAAGCUUUCGAGGAGUGGGGCGACAGCGCAACAACUGGCGGCGUCGGAGACAUCGCGCGAAGCGCGUGAAGCCAAGGUUCGAAGGGUUCUGCCGCGAGACGCUGGCCUUCAGCACUUCGCUUCCAGUACAGGGGAGGCAGAGCAAGCUGCCGCCCCGGCCCAAGCGAACCAUGCCACCUUGGACCUCCACGAGUGGCUGGAUGCAGUGUCUAAAGGUCUUGAUCCGGAGGUUGAGCAGACAAAGCGUGUUCACCAUAUUCAGGAGAGCACAGGGGGCAACCAGAUCGGCGAGGGCGGCGAGGAAGUCUCCGAACCUGAUGCGGAUGCGCCCGAAGAGAUCGACUGGAGCUGCGACGAGGUAGAGGAAGGUGAGGCGCUGCCCACCCGAGCGCCCGACCUUGCACCCUCCCCACCUUCUCCAGCCCCUUCCCAGGUGCAGCCUCCCAUGCCGGGUCCCAAGCAGGCCGAGGUCCGAGAGACCUCGCCUCUUCCACACACCGGCAGUGCCGCAUGCACCGAUGCGUCCGACGUGCCUGCGCAGGAGCCCACGGAGGAGUUCGCGGAUGCGGCUGCGACGGAGGCGCAGGAAGCGCCGGAGGCUGCGAUGACGGCUCGGCAGAAGAAGCGCGAGUGGUUCCAGCAGAAGUUCCCAACGCUCUCUGGCAAGGGCACCUCGAAGGGGGCCCCUGUGAAGGCAGCGUCGGCACCCGCGGAGCGCAAACCUCCGCUGCCCAGGUUGGGUCGGCUCAGGCCGCCUCCCGCGCGCAGGCUGAUUCCGAAGGAGGAGUGGGCAUACCAACCUUUGCCUACCCGAAGAGUGGCCCAGGCUUUCUCCAACAUGCUUCUCAAAGAGCUGGCGCGGCUAAACCAGCUGCCAGAUGUCAACAGCCUGCUGCCGCCCUUGUAA